This is a messenger RNA of Rotaria sp. Silwood1, 1428 nucleotides long. The record is from the annotation of a GenBank genome assembly. NCBI's taxonomy places the organism in Eukaryota, Metazoa, Rotifera, Eurotatoria, Philodinida, Philodinidae.
AUGCGUUCAGCUGGAUUUUACUAUAUCAACAAUGGGGGUACAGUCAGGUGUGAUGCAUGUGGACUAGAAGUAUCUGGAUGGACAUUGGAUAUGAGACCAUUUACUAUUCAUGCACAACGAAGUCCAACCUGUGAUUUUGUUCGUUCUAUUCUUCCCGAUCAAAUUAUGUCUGUAUCAUCAACGAUGAAUCUACUUUCGACGACUUCAGCAUCAAAAGACGAUGAAAAUCCAUCUAAACGUCAGAAACUAGAAGCAGCACAACAGAUUUCUGAGCCGUGUCAACUUGUCGAAAUCGAUACUCUAAAGCAAAUACGCAAACGAACAUUUUCACAUUGGCCACAUCGAACAUCACCUUCAUCUGCACAAAUGAUUGAAGCUGGAUUUUUCGGUUGUAAUUUUGAAGAUCGGGUCAUUUGUUUGUAUUGCAAUAUUAUUUGUCAACAAUGGACACACAAAGAUGACCCAUUUGAAGUACAUAAAACACUAUCACCAAAAUGUCCAUAUGUCAUUGCAAUGUUAAAACGUCAGCAAACAGCAUCCACUCGAAGUAUCAAUGAAUUUUCAAACAAUGGUCAUUCAUUGAUUUCGAAUAGCACUCAUCGAUUACGAUGGCAUGAAAUUGCAUGUACUACCGCAUGCCAUACAAAUUAUAUUGAAAACUCUAAGCGUCAGAAAUCUUUUAUUACAUGGCCAAAUGAAGGUUUACAACUAGUAGAUGGUUUAGUGCGCGCAGGAUUUUUUUAUACGGGUAAAGAAGACAUUGUUACUUGUUUUCAUUGUAAUGGAUCCCUACAAAGUUUGCGUCCAAAUGAUGACCCGUUGAUUGAACAUGCUCGCUGCUUUCCGCAUUGUACAUAUGCUAAACAAUCAUGUGGUGACGAAUUACAUCUUGCAAUUCAAGAAUCUCAACAAGCGCAACAAGAAUGUGCUAGAACCAAUGAAUUAAAUAGAGGAAUGAGUUCCAAUGCUAUGUUAAAUACUAAUCGAACUAUAAGCAGUCGACAAUUAUUGAUACGCGAUCAAAGUACCUAUGACCAACUUGUUAAUGGUCGAUUAGACUUACCCAUCUCACAACACUUAUUGAAUCAAUAUUUUAAAUUAUCUAUUAUAAAACGAUGUUGGGCAGAUCAAUUACUAUUAAAAAACGAUGAUUUCGUGUCUGAAUGUGAUUUAUAUAUUGCUUGCUUAAUUCUUCAAAAACAAAUUGAACAUAUUAGCAUUAAAAAAGAAAAAGUUGUUAUACCAAGUAUAAAAGUGAAGGAAAUUAGAGAACAAAAUGCAGCACGUAUGCGCGAACAAACAGCAACUGUAUUUAAUCUAAUUGGACCAGUGUUAAGUUCUGCAAAUGUUAGGAUGACUACAUCAUCUCAAUUUUCAACAAAUGAAUUCACAUCGAAAUCAAAAAGCAUUGGUUUUGCACGUCGAUAA